Molecule: messenger RNA, 2377 nt
Organism: Rhodofomes roseus
Lineage: Eukaryota; Fungi; Basidiomycota; Agaricomycetes; Polyporales; Fomitopsidaceae
Product: homoaconitase
Exons: 2
Coding region: 108-2300 (730 amino acids)
Biological process (GO): L-lysine biosynthetic process
Molecular function (GO): homoaconitate hydratase activity; 4 iron, 4 sulfur cluster binding
Source: RefSeq, a predicted model, not a curated record
AUUUGACUCAGCGCCCAUUGACAUCUCCUCGACAUCCUCCUCGACAUCCUCCUCCUCCUCGACCCGACGCGAACACAGCGGCGGCACGCUCGCUGUUUUGCGCAGCCAUGUGGUUUCUCUCCUCAGCUCUGAGGCGAGCAGGCUGGGUUCCGAGGCGGUCAUUCGCCACGGCCACGGAGUCUCCCCGCAUCCCGCAAACUAUCAUCGAGAAGGUCGUACAGAAGUAUGCCGUCGACCUCCCUCCACAAAAGGUUGUCAAGGCGGGCGACUAUGUCAUGAUACGUCCGGAGCAUGUCAUGACGCACGACAACACGGGCCCGGUCAUAUCCAAAUUCAAGUCCAUCGGGGCUACUCGCAUCAAGAACCCCUCUCAAUUGGUCUUUACGCUUGAUCACGACGUUCAGAACAAGUCCGACAAGAACCUGCACAAGUAUGCGUCGAUAGAGGCCUUCGCGCGGACACAUGACAUCGACUUCUACCCUGCCGGCCGUGGCAUCGGUCACCAAAUCCUGGUGGAAGAGGGUUAUGCUUUCCCGUACACGAUGACCGUGGCAAGCGACAGUCACAGCAACAUGUACGGCGGUGUAGGCUGCGUCGGUACACCGAUCGUGCGCACGGAUGCUGCUGCGCUUUGGGCGACGGGCAAGACGUGGUGGCAGGUCCCGCGCAUGGUUAAGGUCGAGUUCAAGGGCCAGCUUGCCCCUGGGGUUACUGGCAAGGACGUCAUUGUCGCGCUCUGUGGAUGCUUCAACAACGACGAGGUGCUCAACGCGGCUAUUGAGUUCACGGGCGAGGGCGUUUCCGCACUCUCGGUCGACGACCGGCUCACAAUCUCGAACAUGACGACGGAAUGGGGUGCACUGGCAGGUGUCUUCCCCGUGGACGAUACCUUGCUCGAGUGGUACGAGCGCGCGCUGAAGAAGCUCGAGCUGCGGACGUUUGCCUCGCCUGCGCUCGCCGCUGCCAUCCCUGCCCCCCCGGAACACCCUCGCAUCAACCGCCGUCACCUCGACGAAGUGCGCGCGCUGCAGCUCGCCUCGGACCCCGACGCGACGUACGCGUCGCACCUUGUCUUCGACCUGUCCACGCUCGUCCCGUACGUAUCCGGCCCAAAUAGUGUCAAGGUGUCGAACCCACUCCCAGCCCUCGAGGAGAAGCACAUCGCGAUCAACAAAGCGUACCUCCUCAGCUGCACGAACGCGCGGUUGUCCGACAUCUCUGCCGCAGCGGCAGUGAUGAAGGGUCACAAGGUCGCUCCUGGCGUGGAGUUCUACGUCGCUGCGGCGAGCUCGGAGGUUCAGUUGGACGCGGAACGUCAAGGUGACUGGCAGACUCUUAUUCAGGCUGGCGCGAAGCCGUUGCCCUCGGGCUGUGGGCCGUGCAUUGGGCUAGGAACGGGUCUUUUAGAGGACGGCCAGGUUGGGAUCAGCGCGACGAACCGGAACUACAAGGGACGGAUGGGUAGCCCAAAGGCGCAAGCGUACUUGGCGAGCCCGGCUGUGGUGGCGGCGAGCGCAGUGAAGGGCUACAUCUGCAGCCCGGACACCUUGGACCCCGCUAGGCUACCUUCCGCAGGCGCCCCUACCUUCUCGAUCGCGACGCCGACGACUCAGUCUACGCCUGCGAGCGCUGCCUUAACGAAGGAGUCCGUCCUCCCCGGCUUCCCCGCGACAUUCGCCGGGCCGCUGCUCUUCGCGCCCCAGGACAAUCUGAACACGGACGCGCUCUACCCUGGCAAGUACACGUACCAGGAUGACAUCACGCUCGAGCGCCAGGCAGAGGUGGUCAUGGAGAACUACGACCCGUCUUUCGCGGGGCUCGUCGCCUCGAUUCGCAAGGACCAGUCGUCCGCGCCCGCGCCCGAGCCGUCAGUCAAGCCGGGUGUGAUACUCGUGUCGGGAUACAACUUCGGCACGGGCUCGUCGCGCGAACAGGCCGCGACGGCGCUCAAGGCGGCGGGCGUGCCGCUCGUGCUCGCGGGCUCAUUCGGCGACAUCUUCAAGCGGAACGCGAUUAACAACGGGCUCGUGUGCGUGGAAUGCCCCGAGCUUGUCGCGGACCUUACGCGAGAGUACGCGGGAGAUGGGAAGCGCGGUGCGGGCGGGAAGAAUGGCGAACUGACGGUGAAUGAGGGAUUGAGCGUGGAGGUGCAUGUUGCGGAGGGCCGCGUGGAGGUGAGCAGGCCGGGCACGGAGAAGAAGACGUAUAGCGUUGGGGUUGUCGGUGCGAGUGUGCAGGAGUUGUGGGUCUGCGGUGGGUUGGAAGGCUAUGUGCUCAAGUCUAUCCAGGCAGAGGCGUGAAGACGGGAGCAAAAAGUAAUAUUACGAUGUACAGAGUAUUAUCUAGACACAUUCAUACUAUUCUCUCAGCAUUCCAA